Notolabrus celidotus (New Zealand spotty) is the source of this 6510-nucleotide messenger RNA. It is a transcript of the gene znf423, whose product is annotated as zinc finger protein 423. The coding region runs from base 1219 to 5571 and encodes 1450 amino acids. Gene Ontology annotation, cellular component: nucleus. Lineage: Eukaryota; Metazoa; Chordata; Actinopteri; Labriformes; Labridae. Gene Ontology annotation, biological process: regulation of transcription by RNA polymerase II. The record is from RefSeq and is a predicted model, not a curated record. Gene Ontology annotation, molecular function: RNA polymerase II transcription regulatory region sequence-specific DNA binding; DNA-binding transcription factor activity, RNA polymerase II-specific. The transcript is spliced from 21 exons.
AGCCAACCCGGGCUGUGCCGAGCUGCUCCCUGCGGGAUCAGAGCGCUCCCCCGCCGGGACCCUUCUCUCACAUCCCCCUGCUGGGACGCGGCUACAUUUCCAGCCAAGCACUGCCUGCCUUGGCUUUAUUAUGUGUGUCUGCGCCGCAGCCCCGCCAGCAGAGGCAGGCAGAGGAGGAGGAGGGAGACUGGUAGCCAGAGUCAGGACAAAGAAAAAGCAGGGAGACAGAGGCUAGCGAAGGGUUAGACUGUUUGCAAUAUUAGGCUGCUAUUAUUACCGCCGGUAGGGCAUUGAGAAAUAUUAACAAAAAAGAAAGCGUGGGUUGUAAAAGCAGUAGCCUAUUCCCCUCGGGGUGAAGAUGCAGGGGAAGAGCGCUAUGUCCAUGCCACCAGACCACCACCUCCACUGCCUAGUAUAGAUUAGCGGGACGGAACACAGGAGGCUGGUCGGUUCGAGUCGGUGCCGCUUCCCUGGAGGGAAAAGAAAAAACCCAGACAGAAAUAGUUUCGAUAAACUAAAUAAACCCAGACGAAGACGCGAGGAGCACGGUGGAAGAAGCCACGUUUCAUAUGAAAGCAAUUUCCCAGAACACUCCGCCGCUUCUCAUCACCUGGACCGUCACGUCCCUCCGUGGCACCGCCGCCUCUCCCUCGGACGGUGCCGCUGUCACUUUGUCUCCACAGCGCGCGGGAGCUACUCAGGUGUUUGCUGCGCGCGUGGCUGGCAGCUCGCGCCGUAGUCUGAAAGUGCAGGAAGAAGUCGGAGCGGCACGAGCGACCGGGCUGCACCGGAGACAGCGAGAAGACGCGUGCGGGGAGAAGAGAAGAAGCAGAAGAAAGCUCUCUGCAUCGGAGCAAGCUGUAACGACAAACGGGGAAUACCGACGGGAAGUUGUCUCCGUUUAUUCUACAGGUUGCGCGAGCCCAAUAAGCCACCUUUAAAGGAAGAAAACACCUGAGAGGAGCCGAGCGUCGCCUGCAGCCGCUUCACCCCCAGUGUGCUCGGGUUGUUGUCGGUGGACUCUCGGCCGGUUCUCCCUCUCUCAGAGACUGAAGCUGCCGCAUUGCAACAGGCGAAGAAGCGGCGGCGAAGUGGUGGAGAAGAAGGAGAAAGAUAUCGCGACUGUGCCAGCUUUGCAUGGUUAGCUGAAAACGCGGAACGGAACAAAAACUGUCAGAGAAUUAAAAACAUUCAAGAAGAAGCGGCUCGAGAGCAGAGAUGUCGAGACGAAAACAGGCCAAACCGCGCUCCGUGAAAGCGGUAGAAGAAGGGGAGUCUUCAGAGUGUGGAGGGACCUGGGAUGAAUCAACUGUCCAGACAGAAGUCCCAGCAUCUGACAGAGACGCAGAGUCCAAAGAACGACGAGGGCCAGGGGCGGAGGAUGGAGAACAAGAGGAACACGAUGACCAUGACGACAGGGAUCAUGACGAUGAUCUCGAUGACGAGUCCAUCUUCACCUGUGAUAACUGUCAGCAAGACUUUGACUGCCUGGCAGAGCUCACUGAACACAGAACCAACCACUGCCCAGCUGAUGGUGAUGAUGACGCAGCGGGGCUGUCCUGGGUGCCUUCCUCACCCUCCAGUAAAGAUGUGGCAUCGCCCUCGCAGAUGCCAGACGGCUGCUGUGACCUCGGCAUGGCCACUGGUGGGGAGGAGGAAGGAGGUGCUGGUCUGCCGUACCCCUGCCAGUUCUGUGAUAAGUCCUUCAGCCGUCUGAGCUACCUGAAGCGCCACGAGCAGAUCCACAGCGACAAGCUGCCUUUCAAGUGCACCUUCUGCAGCCGUCUGUUCAAACACAAGAGGAGCAGAGAUCGACAUGUCAAACUCCACACUGAAAUGAUCUCUCAUAAAUCUGAAACAGGAGAUAAGAAAUACAGCUGUCAGGAGUGUGAAGCUGCAUUCUCUCGUUCUGAUCACCUGAAGAUCCACCUGAAGACACACAGCUCCAGCAAACCAUUCAAGUGCAGUGUGUGUAAACGUGGCUUCUCCUCCACCUCAUCACUUCAGAGCCACAUGCAGGCUCACCGCAAGAAUCGAGAGCACCUUGCUCUGAGGAGUGAGAGGGACGGGGGGAAGAAGGGAGCAGGAGGAGAUGGUGACCUGGAGCAGGACCUGUAUAUGUGUGACUACUGCGAGGAGACAUUCAGCCUUACUGAUGAGCUGGAGAAACACGUCCUUACCAGACACCCCCAGCUGUCAGACAGAGCCGACUUGCAAUGCAUCCAUUGUCCCGAGAUCUUUCUCGAUGAGCCUUCUCUCCUCACGCACAUUGAAACACAGCAUGCCAACCGCAAACACAAAUGUCCUGUCUGCUCAGAACAGUUCCCUUCUGUGGAGGAUGUCUACUGCCACCUAGACAGCCAUCGCCAGCCUGACUCCUCCAUUCACAGCGCAGCAAGUCCUGACCCUGCACUCGGCAGUGUGGCCUCAAUGAGCUCAGCCACUCCAGACUCUAGUGCUAGCCUUGAGAGAGGCUCCACUCCGGACUCCACUCUAAAGCCCAUCCAAGGCAUUGAAAGAGGUCGCAGGAGAGUCACCGACACCGUGGAUGACAUUGGGAUUAGCCUGAGUCAUCAAGUUGGAGGUGGAGGAGGAAACUGGAGUAAAGUGACAUACUCCUGCCCGUACUGUUCCAAAAGAGACUUCCACAGCCUAGCUGUGCUGGAGAUCCAUUUGAAAACCAUCCACGCAGACAAGCCGCAGCAGAGCCAUACAUGUCAUAUCUGCUUGGAAACACUGCCAACGCUCUACAACCUCAACGAACACGUGCGCAAAACUCACCGUGGCAGUGGAGGAAGCAUGGGAACAGCAGCAGCAACUUUUCCACUUCUGCAGUUUACUAAUGUCACAGCAUUUCACUGCAACUACUGCCCAGACAUGUUUGGAGACAUCAACUCACUCCAAGAACAUAUCAGAGUGUCGCAUUGCCUGCCGGGUGGGAUCGUGGCGGGUUCCACCACAUUAGAAGGGAACCAUGCCUUCUUCUGCAACCAGUGCUCCAUGGGAUUCUUGACAGAGUCUUCGUUGACUGAACACAUCCAGCAGACGCACUGCAACUCAGCUACAGGAGGCGGAGUUUCAUCUGGAGGAGCCGUGGCCAAACUGGAGUCUCCUGUGCUGCAGUCUGCAUCGCAAUCCUUCAUGGAGGUUUACUCUUGCCCCUACUGCACCAAUUCUCCUAUCUUCGGCUCACUCCUCAAGCUAACCAAGCACAUAAAGGAGAACCACAAGAACAUCCCAUUGGCUAACAACAAACGACAGGCAAAGGUUGCAGACCUCAGCCCUGCCUCCUCUGAUGUAGAGAUCUCCUCGCCAAAACGCCACAGAUUAGGAGGAGACUCCACCCCCUCCAUGGGCAGCAACGGGGACUACCCUUGCAACCAGUGUGAUCUGCGAUUUGCCAGCUUUGAGGGCUUCCAGGCCCACCUCAAGUCACACCUGGAGAUGCUACUGAGGCGCCAGUCUUGCCCCCAGUGCAACAAGGAGGACUUUGAAUCCCAGGAGGCAUUGCUUCAGCACCUGACAGUGCACUAUACCACCACCUCGACCCAGUAUGUGUGUGAGAGCUGUGAUAAGCAGUUCUCCUCAGUGGAUGACCUGCAGAAACACCUGCUGGACAUGCACACGUUUGUCCUGUACCACUGCACGCUCUGCCAGGAGGUCUUUGACUCCAAGGUGUCCAUACAGGUGCAUUUGGCAGUAAAACAUAGCAAUGAGAAGAAGCUGUUCCGCUGCACAGCGUGUGCCUGGGACUUCAAGAAGGAGGUGGAUCUUCAGCUCCAUGUUAAGCAUAGUCAUCUGGGCCAGAGGUCAGGCCUCCCAGGAGGGCUCGGAGCAGGACUCAAGCCCCGGAAGUGCAUCUUUUGUGGAGAGACAUUUGGAACAGAGGUGGAGCUCCAAUGCCACAUCACCACACACAGCAAGAAGUUCACAUGUCGCUUCUGUGGCAAAGCCUUCCAUGCUAUCUCACUGCUGGAGAGACAUCUGAGAGAGAAGCACUGCGUCUUCGAAGGUGGCAACAUCACUGGCAACGGAGGUGGCACAGGGAGCAGCAGUAGUCAGAAUGGGACGCCCAAUGGUCUAGCCACGUCCUCUAAGCGAGGAGGAGGGAGCGGUGGCAAUGGAGGUGCAGGGGCUGAAAGAGUAACAGUGGCAGCAGCAGAACAGGCUGACCUACAGAACAUGCUGCUAAAGAGUGGAGGAGCCAGCCAGGGAGGAGACACUGCCAACAGUCAUGAGGCAAGCGGGGCUGAGGAGGAGCUGGACAAUUCAGAGCCCAUGUAUGCCUGUGAUAUCUGUGGUGCAGCUUACACCAUGGAGUCUCUUCUGCAAAACCACCGGCUGCGUGACCACAACAUCCGACCAGGAGAAGAUGACGCUAGUUCUCGAAAGAAGAAGGCAGACUUCAUCAAGGGUAACCACAAGUGCAACGUGUGCUCCAGAACAUUCUUCUCUGAGAGUGGCCUUCGUGAGCACGCUCAGACGCAUCGCGGCCCCGCCAAACACUACAUGUGUCCGAUAUGUGGCGAGCGUUUCCCCUCUCUGCUAACCCUCACUGAACACAAGGUGACCCACAGUAAGAGCCUGGACACAGGAACCUGUCGAAUCUGUAAAAUGCCACUGCAGAGUGAGGAGGAGUUUAUAGAGCACUGCCAAAUGCACCCUGACCUACGCAACUCGCUCACCGGCUUCCGCUGCGUCGUCUGCAUGCAGACGGUCACCUCUACCCUCGAGCUGAAGAUCCACGGCACCUUCCACAUGCAGAAGCUCUCCACUGGCUCUGGACUUGGAGGAGCCGGAGCAGGAGCUGGAGGAAAUGGAAUAGGAGGAGGAGGAGGCGGAGGAGGCGGAGGAGGGGGGAAUGGCUCAGCUUCAUCGUCCCCUAAUGGGCAGCUGCAGCAGCAUAAGCUGUAUAAAUGCGCCUUCUGCUUAAAGGAGUUCAAGAACAAAGGGGAGCUGGUGAAGUUGGAUGUCAACGGCUUGCCUUAUGGCCUCUGUGCUGGCUGCAUGAGCAGGGGCACAAACGGCCAGAGCCCCAACCAGGGAGCCAUCACACCUGGGGACACGCAGGGAGAGAAGGGGAUGGCCGGGCUGAGGUGUCCAGAGUGUGGGGUGAAGUUUGAAAGCGUGGAGGAUCUGGAGAGCCACGUUCAGACUGAUCACCCUGAGGUCAGCCCUGAAACCAGCGCAGCAGGAAAGAAGUCCGAGGCUUCACCUGCUCCUAAGAAAAAGACGUAUCAGUGUAUCAAAUGCCAAAUGACGUUUGAGACGGAGAGGGAGAUCCAGAUACACGUCGCCAAUCACAUGAUCGAGGAGGGCAUCAAUCACGAGUGCAAGCUGUGUAACCAGAUGUUUGAUUCACCUGCCAAGCUGCUUUGCCACCUAAUAGAGCACAGCUUUGAAGGCAUGGGAGGUACCUUCAAGUGUCCCGUCUGCUUCACAGUGUUUGUGCAGGCAAACAAGCUCCAGCAGCACAUUUUUGCUGUGCAUGGUCAGGAGGACAAGAUCUACGACUGUUCCCAGUGUCCGCAAAGUUCUUCUUUCAGACAGAACUACAGAACCACACACUGAGUCAGCACGCGCAGUGAGACCGAGGCCCGGCAGGAUCUCUCGGCUCAGCCGGGGCCCCCGACCCGGAGCCGGCAGGGGACUCCCAUCUCCACAUCACAGCCAAUCAAAGUGUCAUUUGCUACUCACAUGUAAAACUCUAACGAUCGCGCCACUGGGCGCGGCUAUUAGGAGCAGCGGGGGAAAGGAAUAUUAAUGGGAUAUGCUAUAAAUAAAGAAAGGAGAAGUGGGUGAGAGAAACGGUAAGAGCUAGAUGAAGGAAAAGAGAGAUGUGAAAAAAGGUAUUGUACGUGCAGUAUUUUUUAUUGUCCCUGCCAACCCCACACACCAGCUUCUUCCCCCUCUCCCAUCUUCUCCACUCACCCAUCGCUCCUCAAGUCAGGCAUUUUAUUUUUUUUAACAAAUAGAAAAGAAAAAAAAGCGAGAAACACCCUUUGUUUUAGGAUUUUUUAAUAGAUCGUAGAAAAUGCUACACUUUCUUGUCCCCUCAGUUGCUUACUGUAUUUAACUUCAUAGGUGCCAAUUUCUUUGACUUUUCUUUGCCAUAUGCGCUUACUUCUUUUUCAUUUUUGUACCUUUUCUUUCUCGCCGUAAGUAGGUACUUGUGCUGUGUUGUGAUUGUUUUGUUUUGCAAGUCGUAAUAUUCUUGAGUUUCUUACCCCCAACUCUCCUUUUUAUGAUUAUUGUUAUAUAUUUUUUCCUUUUGUAAUAUUAUGAAAAAAAGACAUCAAACAAAAUAAAGUGCAGAAAACCAUACAGAUGUUUCUUUUUUUUUGGAUUGGGUUUUCCAGUCUCUAUGGGGCCUAUAACGGUUAUUGUAAAAUGAAUAUCAUCGAUUUCAGUGCGUCUGGUCAAUGACUGCUUUUUAAAUGUGAAUUAACCAGAUUGCAAUAAUCUAGUACAGACAAAAAAAGAUAAAACAAAUAAACAAAUGACAAAGAA